Macrosteles quadrilineatus (aster leafhopper) is the source of this 672-nucleotide messenger RNA. RefSeq names its product 2-iminobutanoate/2-iminopropanoate deaminase-like. Bases 140 to 571 code for a protein of 143 amino acids. Gene Ontology annotation, cellular component: cytosol. Lineage: Eukaryota; Metazoa; Arthropoda; Insecta; Hemiptera; Cicadellidae. The record is from RefSeq and is a predicted model, not a curated record. The transcript is spliced from 5 exons. Gene Ontology annotation, molecular function: deaminase activity.
UGUGUUAUUCAUGUUUUAUUGUUCGUGGACACAUUAAAGAGCGAAGGUCAUUUGAUAGUGGCCGCCAUUGAUUUGUCUUAUCAACUCUUCUGGUCCAAAAAUUUACUUUGUGUCAAGUAUUGGAUAUUUUUACAUCAAAAUGGCACCGAAACCUGCACCGAAGAAGGCCAUCGUUACUUCAAAAGCCCCCAAACCAGUGGGACCUUACAGCCAGGCCGUGCAGAUCGGAGAUACAGUGUUUGUCUCCGGAGUCCUCGGUCUCAACAAGGACACACUGAAGCUGGUGGAGGGAGGAGCCGGACCUGAGGCAGAACAAGCCCUCCUCAACCUCGGUCACAUACUGGACGCUGCCGACUCAUACUACGCCAACGUUGUGAAGACAACAGUAUUCCUAGCAGAUAUGGACGACUUCCCAACUGUGAAUGAAGUUUAUAAGAAAUAUUUUGAAGAACCUUACCCGGCAAGAUCUUGUUUCCAAGUUGCUAAAUUACCUUUGGGAGCCAAGGUUGAAAUAGAAGCAAUCGCUGUUUCGGGAAACGUUCGAGACGUCAAACCCGGCCUUUCAGCAUAGUCAUGGGUGAACAGGAUAAGUCUUCUUUAAUUAAAUCAACACUGUAAUAUCUAAACAAUUUUAUUUUGUUACAAUAAAACAUGUUAAAACUUUUAUAAAAA